CUGGCUCAGUCUGUCCUGAAGCCUGGAGCUGCUCUCCACUUCAGAGCGGAGCAGGAAGCCGCAGCGGCGACCAGAGGAGGUCUGACAACAAGUUCCAGCUUUCCCAGAAAACAUUUCACAGUUUCACGCUGAUGGAGGAUCAAGGCUGACUUUGAUUUCCCGCAGAAUCAACAUGCUGAAGAAAGCUGCCUCUCUGCUUCAGAUAUGAGCAACUUUUCUUGGCAGAGACACAAUUUGGAGAUUUGGAAACAUUUGAUUAGAGUCGUGGAGGUCCAGCCAAAGGAUGGCUCAGUCACAGCGAGCAGAAUCCUCCAGCCUGUAGUCAUUGUGCUUUAAGGAGAAGAGUCGGCCAUAUUGAGCAGGACGACCGCAGAGCGACCUGUUUACCUGCUAAUUCUGACGUGAUGCUUGGCCUCCAUGUUGGACGCCGCUCGCUGCUUCUGCUCACCCUCCUCCUGGUGACUGUGCGCCGUGGCGAAGGCGAUCAGCAGAGGUUUCAUCAAAUCCAGCAUGGGCAGUGCACCUACACGUUCAUCCUGCCUGAGGAGGGACAGGCCAGCUGCAGAGAGGCCAGAGGCGGCGGCAGCAGGACCAGUCAGCACGACGCCAACGCCAUCCAGAGAGACGCGCCGCCGGCCGAGCCCAGCCUGAAGAUCCAGCAGCUGGAGAGCAUCAUGCAGAACUACACGCAGUGGCUGCUGAAGAUUGAGAGCUACGUCAGGGAGAGCAUGAAGACGGAGAUGGCUCACCUGCAGCAGAGCGCCAUGCACAACCACACGGCGGCCAUGUUGGAAAUGGGAACCAGCCUUCUCUCUCAGACGGCCGAGCAAACACGCAAGCUAACUGACGUUGAGACGCAGGUUUUGAAUCAAACGUCGAGGCUUGAAAUUCAACUGCUGGAAAAUUCCCUUUCCACUAACAAGCUGGAGAAACAAUUAAUGAUCCAGACCACUGAGAUCAGCAAGCUGCACGACAAAAACAGCCUCCUGGAGAGGAAGAUGCUGGAGAUGGAGAAGCAGCACGCUGAAGAGCUGGAGACGCUGAAGCAGGAGAAGGGGAGCCUGCAGGCGCUGGUGGGCCAGCAGAGCGGCUCCAUCCGGCAGCUGGAGGCUCAGCUGAGCCGGGCCAGAGGGAACGGCAGCGCUCUGCAGCAGGUGAUGGGCAGCGUCUACUCCAAACAAGCAGCCUCUGCAGGCGGAUCGAACCAAUCAGGAGCUGCGGAUGAAGAGAAGAAGUUCGGUGACUGUGCAGAUUUAUACAAAGCCGGCUUCCAUAAAAACAGCGUUUACAGCAUCCAGAUAAAUCCACAGGAAACUAAGAAGGUUUACUGCGACAUGGAGGCGGCCGGCGGCGGAUGGACGGUCAUCCAGCGCAGAGAAGACGGCAGCGAAGAUUUCCAGAGAACAUGGAAGGAGUACAAGCUGGGUUUUGGGAGUUUGCUGGCAGAGCACUGGUUGGGAAAUGAGAAUGUUUAUCAGCUGACCAGCCGACGGCAGAACGUGCUCCGGAUUGAGCUGACGGACUGGGACGGACACCAGGCCUUCUCGCUCUAUGACCGAUUCCAGAUCGGCAAUGAGAAACAAAACUACAGGCUGUUCCUGAAAAGCCACAGUGGGACGGCAGGGAAGCAGAGCAGCCUGGUGAUCCAUGGAGCCGAUUUCAGCACCAAGGAUCAGGACAACGACAACUGCUCCUGCAAGUGCGCUCUGAUGCUGACGGGCGGUUGGUGGUUCGAUGCCUGCGGCCCGUCCAACCUCAACGGGCUCUACUUCAGCCGCGGGCAGCACCUCGGGAAGCUCAACGGCAUCAAGUGGCAUUACUUCAAAGGGCCCAGCUACUCCCUCCGCGGCACCGCCAUGAUGAUCCGCCCUCUGGACUUCUGAGCCUGAAACUGACCUCAGGAUUUGUGGUUUUUCUCUAUUUCCUUUAAAAAUGGACAGAAAUGUUGUGCAGUUUUCUGCCAUUUUGGCCGGGUUGUCAUCGCUGAAAGGGGAAAAACUCUGUUGUUUCUGAAAUAGAGUUCAUUUCAGCCAUUUAUAGUGGAUUUCCAAAUGUCUGUUAUUAAUAUUAAUAUUACAGUAGCUGCUUUAGAAAAUAUUGUACAUACUGUAAGAAGUGUAUGCACUGUUAUGAAAGAGUGUGACUAUUUUAAUAAUUACUGCAAGUGAGUUUAGCCUUAAGAUUAAAAUAAAGUCAGGUUACAUGAGCAAAUGUGUGAAAUUAUAAAUGAAUGGCCCAACAAAAAUAAUUAUUAUUGUUUCAACAAGAUGUUUCUCCAUCCUGAGCAUUUUGUUUACAUUUCCCUAAAUAAGGACCAACAGCCAGUUUGACUGAGUGAAUUCAAUGUUCAUGUUGUAUUUUUUCCCGCCAGCAGGGGGCGCUGUGGGCGUUUCCCACAAACUGGGACUGAAAGCAACAAUCUGGUUAUUUACCCGGACAGAAGAGAAAAAUUAGGAUUUAUUUUUCAAAUGUAUAUUUUCACCAUGUUAUUAAAAAGAUUAUAAUUAUGGCAUACAAACUAAAUAUUUAUCUUACUAGAUAUUUAAUUUAAUUAGUGAAUUAAUUGUUUUCAAAAAUUAGCUUGCUAAAACAUUAGUUUAUAACCUGCUAGUUGUUAGGGGGUUAGGGUUAGGGUAGGGUUUUAAAUAAACUAAAUGAUUAGCAGAUAAAAUGGUUAGUUUGUAAACUAAAUUCAGUUUGUUUCCUAACUAAACAUUUAGCUCCAAGCUAAACGGAUGGAGGGAGGGCUGAUCAUCCCUCCAUCCAGGAGGUCAAGGGUCAAAAAAAGGGCAGCCAACGUCUUUGCAGACCCCACAUAUCCUGGACACAAAGCGCUACAACUUCAGCUUUGUCUUCUGCUUCUGUAAAAACAUCGUCAUGAAUCUGUUUACCAGAAGAACUGGAAUAUUUUUACCACCUGGAAGUAAAGUCACAUUUUUUGCUUCUCCACAGAAUAAACCUUCCUGCUGCUUCAGCAGAACAAACAGUGAUGCUGCUGCUCCUCAUUGUAAUGAUAAUGACGCCAGUUAUAAUUCAGGUUUUCUGUUUUUCUUGCUCUGCUGUGACUGUUCUCAUCAGGCUUUAUGUUUCCUCUGGUUCUGAAACAGAGAGUGGGAUUUUGUUGAGAUGCAGAACAAACGGCGUCUUUAUCCGGCUGAUCCAGUCGCUGCUUUCAACCUGACAGCAUCCAACACAUUUACAUCCAGUUGUUUUCCAGCCUCAAGCUGCAAAGAUCAAAAACCCCCAAAGAUUCAAAUCUGCGUCUGGAAGCGACUCGUCUCCACUUUCUCCCCAAAAUGUUUUUCUGUUCCUUACAGACGAAAUCAGGGAGAAACUCCAUUAACUGGUUUUAGGAGAGGAAAUGUAAAAAUGUUUUUUCUGCCGCAUCGCAGAUUUUUCCUCUUUUCAGGAUUUGAACUAAAAAUUUCCCUUCAGGUUAUUUUCAUUUCUGGAUCCAGCAGGAAAGAAUAAAAUGGAAAGAGGGAAAAAUUAUUUUAUGUCAGAAAAAUAAAAUAAAAACUUUCAUGUGCGUCA
Gambusia affinis (western mosquitofish) is the source of this 3534-nucleotide messenger RNA. It is a transcript of the gene angpt1, whose product is annotated as angiopoietin 1. The record is from RefSeq and is a predicted model, not a curated record. The coding region runs from base 405 to 1883 and encodes 492 amino acids. The transcript is spliced from 9 exons. Lineage: Eukaryota; Metazoa; Chordata; Actinopteri; Cyprinodontiformes; Poeciliidae.